CCCCUGACGUAAUCACUGAAGGGAAGAAAAACAUCCCAGAGAAAGCGAUCCGUAAAGUAAACCCCUCAAGAUGCGCGCUUAUGUCCAAUCCGAAACACAAACAUGAAAAGAGAGGGAAGGCGAUAAAAAGGGCAUCUCUUGGAGUGGUAGAGCUGCAAUAUGAGAUUGAACUAUAAGGGAAACCAAGAUUAAAUGAAUGAGAGAACAGAAUUCUGCUACUGCUGACCCCUUAGUUGAACAGCUUAGACUUUGCUAAAUAGCAGAAUACAAUUUGGGACAAGACAUGGGAAAUUCACAGUACAAGAAGCUUGAAAAUGAAGAGGAAAAGGAAAACAUAAACCCAAAGCUGCGCGCAAAUAUACUUUCUAAAAUCACUUUCUGGUGGAUGAACCACAUUUUUUAUAUUGGAAACAAGAGACCUCUGGAGGAAUCGGACCUAUACCCUCUCAUAGAAGACGAUAAAGCCGAAUAUCUAACGGAGAGACUGGAAAAAGCAUGGAGCAAAGAGUUAGAAAAAAUACCAAUGGGCAAGAAACCGCGGUUUUGGAAGGCGCUGAUGCGCGUGUGUCCAGUAUCGGAAUAUUUCUAUAUCAUUGCUCUGGUACUGACGGACAUGGCGAAUAGAAUGACUCUGCCCGUGUUACUGGGAUUUCUGAUUUCAUAUCUAAUGGGAAUCAGAGAUCUUGGUGCGAGUUUCAGGUACGUGUUGCCGACUGGAAUCUGCCUGACGUCCCUCGGUAGGAACUUAGCCCAGCACCACUAUCAGAACAGGUCAGCUCUCUUAGGGAUGCGAUUCCGCGCGGCAGCGACAGGGAUACUUUAUAACAAGGUACUGCGCAUGAGCCAGAGUAAGCUAGCCAAGAUCAGUUCCGGUCACGUGAUCAACCUGGUGUCCAAUGACAUUCAGCGCCUUGACCUUGCGACUCAGAACCUGUUCGCGUCGCUGCGCUCACCUUUCGACCUCGUGGUGCUGGGUGUGCUGCUCUGGGUGCUGAUUGGCUGGCAAGCCGUCACUGGCCUCGCUUUCGCGCUUAUCCUCAUUCCCUACGAGGCCGAGAUGACAGGCUGGGUCGCUAAGCUGCGCAUGCAGGCUGCGCGUGUGACGGACCGUAGGCUCGAGGUUAUGAAUGAGGUUAUUUCCGGUAUCAGGGCCGUCAAGAUGUAUGCGUGGGAAUGGCCUUACAGGGAUGUAGUCAGGCAAAUAAGAAGAACGGAGGUGUUGAUCAUGCGUAAGAUCUACGGCAUCCUCUCCAGCUUCGCGUCACUACAGCACACGUACGAUAGCGUCAUCUGCCUCAUCGCGUUUAUCACCCUGGUGUUCACCGGCACCCGCCUGACACCCUACAACAUCUUCACCAUGGUGGGGUUACUGAGCGAGAACAGGCGCUCCCUGGUGUACGGUCUGACGGAUGGCAUGCAGCUCAUUGCCGACUGCUUCGCCUCGCUGGACCGCAUCGAGCACUUCCUUCUGAUUGAAGAGCUGAGUGAGACUGGUGGGUCGAGUCGGAAGGCGAGCUGCCAAGAGGAGCGGGAGGAGGAAAAUGAGGAGGAGAAGGAGGGGGAACCAUACAUCAGGGUAAACAACGUCGCCUGUCAUUGGAAUGGCACGGACGUGUCUCCAGUUCUCUCCGAUAUCAACAUGGACUUUAACGAGAAUAAGCUCGUGUUGGUGACGGGGCCCGUAGGGAGUGGCAAGUCCUCGCUGCUGCUAACUCUUCUAGGGGAGCUGCUACCGAGCGAGGGGAGCGUGAAGACGCGCGGGGAAGUCGUGUAUGUCCCGCAGACCGCGUGGGUAUUCAGUGGUACCGUUCGAGAGAAUAUUCUAUUCAGUAAGCCUUAUGACGAGGAGAGAUACCAGAGGACGCUUGAAGCAUGCGACUUGGCCAAGGACAUCGUGAGUUUACCGCAAGGCGAUGCCACGAUACUUGGCGAACGUGGGGCUAGUCUGAGUGGCGGGCAGAAAGCGCGCGUGAACCUCGCGCGUGCCGUGUACGCAGACGGUGAUAUCUACCUGCUGGAUGACCCCUUGAGCGCGGUGGACGCGAAGGUCGGGAAACACAUAUUUGAGAAUUGUAUCACGGGGGUACUAGAGAACAAGAUCCGCAUACUCGUCACCCACCAGCUGCAACACCUGAAGAACGCGGACUACAUCAUGAUCAUGGACAGGGGCGCGAUCUCACACGAGGGCGACUACCAGCAAGUGCAGGAUUCUGGGCUGGAUCUUGAAUCUUUGGAAGAGGAGUUCCGACAAGGCUGGGAAAAGUAUCACCAGCUGCACGACAAGGAGCAACCGCUGUCCAAGGAAAAACAGGCUGUCAAGAAAGCCACUAAGAAGGACACUUCGGACAGCGAGCCCAUCCAGGGCAUGGCUCGGAAAGCCGAGGAACGCCACGUGGGCACGAUCUCGGCCAAGCUGUACUGGAGGUACUUCAGGUCGGGUCUCCACGCGUGUUUGCUCAUCCUCCUCGUGCUACUGUUUCUGAUUGCGCAAGCGUCCAUCAUAUCGCCUAACCUGUGGCUGGUUCACAUGUCCCGGAUGAAGUGGGUUGAACAGAAGCACAAACUGAACCUUAUCAUCUACGGGUGUCUGGUGGGGGGGGCUCUCUUCCUGGCCAUAAUACGCGGCCUGCUUUACUACAUAACCACCCUGAGGUGCUCAGAGAACCUCCACGACAAGAUGGUCGUCUCUAUACUCAAGACGCCGGUUCAUUUCUAUGACACCAACCCAUCGGGUCGAAUACUGAAUCGGUUCUCGAAGGAUAUCGGUAUCGUGGAUGAGUUCCUUCCGCCGACAUCGCUACUUGCCCUUCAGUACAUUCUCCAGACGCUGGCAUCCGUGUGCGUCACAUGCAGCACUAACUAUUGGGCGAUAUUCGGCGUCGUCCCUAUGUUGCUAGGCUUCAUCGGUAUCAACAGAUAUUACUUGAAGACGUCCCGCGAGAUCAAGCGCAUGGAAGCAAUCAGCCAGAGCCCAGUCCUCGCGCACCUCGCGGACACGCUGGAGGGCAUCGUGCUGAUUCGCACGUACCACAUGGAGAAUCGAUUCAUUCAAAGGUUUAACGAAGUGCAAGACCACCGAAGUCAAAUCUGGUUCCUAGUUCCCCACACCGCGCGAUGGAUGGGUAUUAGACUGGACUUCGUGUGCACUGCCUUCGUUGCUAUAGCGACAUUCACCGGAGUCUCGUCCACGUCAGAUGCAGGCACGCUUGGUCUUUCUCUUGUCUACGCUAUCAGUACAGUUGGUCAGCUGCAGUUCGCCAUGAGGCAGACCGCUGACGUCGAGAACAUGAUGACGUCCGUGGAGAGGGUAAUGUCGUACACCCAUCUGGACGAGGAGCCUGGGUACUACAUCGAGAAAAAAGCACCGGAGUCAUGGCCUGCGCAUGGCAAUGUCAAGUUCGAGAAUGUCUCGCUCAGAUACUACGAGGGAGGCCCCCAAGUACUCCAUAACCUUAACAUCGACAUCAAGGGGGGCGAGCGAGUGGGCGUGGCCGGGCGGACGGGGGCAGGCAAGUCGUCGCUGGUCGCGGCCCUGUUCAGGAUGCCUGACCCGGAGGGUAAGAUCAUCAUCGACGAUCAGGAGAUCGGGCAGCUCAACAUCCAGAACACGCGACGAGUGAUCUCCGUCAUCACGCAGAACCCGACACUCUUCAGCGGAUCACUCCGCAUCAACCUCGACCCAUUCUCCCGGUACGACGACGCCGCCCUGUGGAACGUGCUUGAACAAGUGGAGAUGAAAGACAAAGUCAAGGAGUUGCCAGGCGAGCUAUACUUCGAGCUUUCGGAGUCCGGCAACAACUUCGGCGUGGGGGAACGUCAGCUGCUUUGCCUUGCGCGCGCGCUGCUCAACAAAAAUAAGAUCAUUGUGAUGGAUGAGGCUACAGCUAACGUGGACUUCAACACAGACCGGAGCAUUCAGGAGACGAUACGUAGCAAGUUUAGCGGCUGCACCGUCAUCACAAUCGCACAUCGUCUCAAUACGAUACUGGACUAUGAUAAGGUGCUUGUGAUGGAGAAGGGUCAGGCCAUGGAGUUCGAUAGUCCUGAUGAAUUACUCAAGAGAGGAGAUGGGAUGCUGACGGAGCUAUUCCGAAACCAGUCUGCCGCAUUAUCAUAAGGGUUUCACCUAUAAUAGCGACAAAGAGUAGAGGGGAUUCAUAUCCAAUAGAAAUAAGGCACCAUGUACUAGCGUGGAUAAUUCGCGAGCGACUAUAUUUGGAAAUACGAAAAAUAGAAGCGCGUUCGAUCAUCCGGGAACUCAGAAGUUUUACGGCGGGAAAAACGCACGCGACAUUUUCAUUCGCUGAAAAAGUUGCUUUUCUUAUACGGUGCCUUGUGCUUUCGAAUUGUUUGUACAUUGUCACACCAGAUUCAUCUACCAGUACCUUAUAUGUUGAACAUGAUAAAGGGAAAAAACUAUGUCAAGAAUGUGAAAUUGUUCAACUUUAGGUUUGUAUGACUCCAUUCCUUGAUUAUUUCUCAAGUUGACGAUCAUUUUUUUUCUGUUACUUCUUGGGUUGUUCAGAUAGUUUAUCUGUAGUAGACAGAAGGAAAAGCAUACAAUAAAAUAAAUACCCUAAAAUAAAAUAAUAAUGGGUGAACAAUUGGUUCAGCCAAAUAAGUAAAUUUUUUUUCAUUUUGAAAAACUAUACUAUCCACGCAGUAUUUCCUCUUGCUAGAGCGCUAAUAUAUAAUUAUCGUAAUUAUACAAAUGGGGAUUGAAUUGUGAUGGGAUUUAGAUAUGAAAGCUAGUUUAGUAAUUAUUGAAUUCGAAAACGGAAUCGUCUCGAACUUGUGAACGUAUGGAGAAUUGGGGAAAAUAAAUAAAAUCUAUCUGAAUCCA
Messenger RNA from Nematostella vectensis (starlet sea anemone), 4843 nucleotides. Its product is annotated as ATP-binding cassette sub-family C member 4. Gene Ontology annotation, biological process: transmembrane transport. Gene Ontology annotation, cellular component: membrane. The record is from RefSeq and is a predicted model, not a curated record. The coding region runs from base 284 to 4117 and encodes 1277 amino acids. The transcript has 11 exons. Lineage: Eukaryota; Metazoa; Cnidaria; Anthozoa; Actiniaria; Edwardsiidae. Gene Ontology annotation, molecular function: ATP hydrolysis activity; ATP binding; ABC-type transporter activity.